UCCACCUGCUCUCCACUUAGCUUAGCCUAACCAUGGCUGGCUUUAAUUUUCUCAAUCCUUACCACUCCAUCGGAAAACCCUCCAAACCCUUGACCGCCACCACCACAUUUUCCUUCAAAAAAACCUACUCCUUAGCCUUCGUUCUCUUCCUCUGCCUCCUCUCUUACCUCUUCGGCGUCUGGCAACACGAUGGCUGGAGCACCGGCCUUGCCUUGUCGACAACCACCUCCACCACCACUUGCAAAACAAUAACCGAGGGACUAUCAUCCUCAAAACCCCUAGAUUACGAGUCCCACCACACGGCCAGCUCCGACAAGGCAGCCCCACAUGAGGUAGUCGAAACCUACCCUCUGUGCCACGUCAAGUACGGUGAGUACACACCGUGUGAGGAUCCAAAAAGAUCGCUGAAGUUUAAACGGGACAGGUUGAUAUACAGAGAGAGGCACUGCCCGAAGAAGGAGGAGUUGCUCAAGUGUCGAAUACCCGCACCGUACGGGUACAAGAACCCGUUCUCGUGGCCGCGGAGCCGGGAUCUGGCGUGGUUCGCCAACGUGCCACACAAGGAGCUGACAGUGGAAAAAGCAGUGCAAAAUUGGAUUAGGUACGAAGGGGACAAGUUCAGAUUCCCAGGAGGCGGGACCAUGUUUCCAAAUGGUGCAGAUGCGUACAUUGACGACAUCGGAGAGCUAAUAAAUCUCAGAGAUGGAUCCAUUCGUACGGCGCUAGAUACGGGCUGUGGAGUAAGGAUUCUUCUUCACCUACAUCUACUUACGAGUAAUUAAUCUAUUAUUUAAGUUUAGAAAUCCUAAUUGUUCAGAAAUUUAUUAAUUAAGGGUGGUUUAGAUU
This is a messenger RNA of Rubroshorea leprosula, 846 nucleotides long. The record is from the annotation of a GenBank genome assembly. Lineage: Eukaryota; Viridiplantae; Streptophyta; Magnoliopsida; Malvales; Dipterocarpaceae.